Messenger RNA from Eubalaena glacialis (North Atlantic right whale), 1521 nucleotides. RefSeq names its product tRNA methyltransferase 5 (gene TRMT5). Gene Ontology annotation, biological process: tRNA N1-guanine methylation; mitochondrial tRNA methylation. Bases 28 to 1521 code for a protein of 497 amino acids. Gene Ontology annotation, cellular component: cytoplasm; mitochondrial matrix. The transcript has 5 exons. NCBI's taxonomy places the organism in Eukaryota, Metazoa, Chordata, Mammalia, Artiodactyla, Balaenidae. The record is from RefSeq and is a predicted model, not a curated record.
CGACCCAUUUCCGAGCUGCACCAGAGCAUGAGGAUCUUAUGGAGGCCAUUUGGAUUCUCAAGAAGACUUCUCAAAGUGGAAAGCUGUAGAAUAACUGAAUCAGAAUCAUUGAUUCCACUAGCUUGGGCAUCACUGAUACAGAAGCUUAGCAGAACACCUGGUAUUUUCUUGUUGGAUCAAAGAAAAAGAUUCUCAACCAUGCCUGAAAUAGAAACAAAUCAGAGAGACUCUGAAUUGUUUUCACCACCCUCUGAUGUUCGAGGAAUGACAGAACUUGAUAGAACAGCUUUUAAAAAGACAAUCACCAUCCCGGUGCUUAAAGUGAGGAAAGAAAUAGUCAAUAAAUUGAUGCGAUCCCUUAAAAGGGCAGCACUGCAGCGCCCAGGCAUAAAACGUGUGAUUGAAGAUCCAGAAGAUGAAGAAAGUAGACUAAUUAUGCUGGAUCCUUAUAAAAUGUUUACUGAUGAUUCCUUUGAGAAAGGAGAACUCAGUAUUUUAAAGCAGCUGAAUGUCAAUCCACAGAUAUCUAAAUAUAACUUGGAACUAACUUAUGAAAACUUUAAGUCAGAAGAAAUCUUGAAAGCUGUGCUUCCUGAAGGUCAAGAUGUGACUUCAGGGUUUAGCAGAGUUGGACAUAUUGCCCACCUGAACCUUCGAGAUCAUCAACUACCUUACAAGCAUUUAAUUGGCCAAGUUAUGAUUGACAAAAAUCCAGGAAUCACCUCAGCAGUAAAUAAAAUUAAUAACAUUGAUAAUACCUACCGAAAUUUCCAAAUGGAAGUGCUAUCUGGAGAGGAGAAUAUGAUGACCAAGGUUCGAGAAAACAACUACACUUAUGAAUUUGAUUUUUCAAAAGUCUAUUGGAAUCCUCGUCUCUCCACAGAACACAGCCGUAUCACAGAACUUCUCAAACCUGGGGAUGUCCUAUUUGAUGUUUUUGCUGGGGUUGGGCCCUUUGCCAUUCCAGUAGCAAAGAAAAACUGCACUGUAUUUGCUAAUGAUCUCAAUCCUGAAUCCCAUAAAUGGUUACUACACAAUUGUAAAUUAAAUAAAGUGGACCAAAAGGUGAAAGUCUUUAACUUGGAUGGGAAAGACUUCCUCCAAGGACCAGUCAGAGAAGAAUUAAUGCAGCAGCUGGGACCACUGUCAAAAGAAAGAAAACACUCUGUGCACAUUGUCAUGAACUUGCCAGCAAAGGCUAUUGAGUUUCUCAGUGCUUUCAAAUCACUCUUAGAUGGACAGCCAUGCAGCAGUGAGCUUUUUCCCAUCGUGCACUGUUACAGCUUUUCCAAAGAUGCUAAUCCUGCUAAGGAUGUUCAGCAACGAGCUGGAACUGUGUUAGGCAUCUCCUUGGAGGCAUGCAGUUCAGUUCACCUAGUAAGAAAUGUGGCCCCUAACAAGGAAAUGUUAUGCAUCACUUUUCGGAUUCCUGCUGCUAUACUUUACAAGAACCAGACCCUAAAUGGAGACAAUCAUGAAGCUCCACCUAUUAAACGCCAGAGGACAGAUAAAGACUUUUAG